Molecule: messenger RNA, 1020 nt
Organism: Ostertagia ostertagi
Lineage: Eukaryota; Metazoa; Nematoda; Chromadorea; Rhabditida; Trichostrongylidae
Source: the annotation of a GenBank genome assembly
AUGACAAGCGGCGAGUCAAAAUCCGCUGUUGUGGAGAAGACGCACCAUUUACACUAUUUAAAUGAGUUUCGAGUAGAAGCAUGCCCAUUGUUCAAGCAGCAUCAAUGCCAACAGCACCGACCAUAUACAUGUUUUAAUUGGCAUUUCGCCAAUCAAAGGAGACGAAGACCACAACGUAAAUCUGACGGCUCCUUCAAUUAUUCUCCUGAUAUUUACUGUGACAAAUACGAUGAAAAUACCGGCAUUUGUCCUGAUGGUGACGAAUGCGUGUAUCUCCAUCGAGUUUCCGGCGAUGUGGAACGAAAAUAUCAUUUACGUUAUUACAAGACUGCCCAAUGUGUACAUCCAACGGACUCGCGUGGACAAUGUGUUAAGAAUGGAGCUCAUUGCGCAUUCGCACACUCUUCCGCUGAUUUGCGACAACCACAAUUCGAUCAGCAUGAGGCCGGUUUCUCGACGACCGUCGACGGUGACGGGCGUGAUCGGACCAGCUUCGUGAUCGAGGACCCGUUAUGGCAUAGUCAAGAUCAUGUGCUGUCCUGCUACAAAACCGAACAAUGCCGUAAACCGGCUCGACUUUGUCGCCAAGGUUAUGCCUGCCCGUUCUACCAUAACUCAAAAGAUCGCCGACGACCUCCUGCCAUAUGCAAAUACAGGUCUACCCCCUGCCCUGCCGCAAAAACCGUCGACGAGUGGCUUGAUCCGGAACUCUGUGAGGCUGGAGACUCAUGUCAGUACUGCCACACUCGAACCGAACAGCAGUUCCAUCCGGAAAUCUAUAAGAGCACGAAAUGCAACGACAUGCUUGAGCAUGGAUACUGCCCUCGAGCCGUAUUUUGUGCCUUUGCACAUCACGACUCGGAACUUCAUGUUCAGCGAACACCAUAUCAUGGAUACUGCCCUCGAGCCGUAUUUUGUGCCUUUGCACAUCACGACUCGGAACUUCAUGUUCAGCGAACACCAUAUGUGACAAGUAGCCAAGCCAGUCCAAAAGAGCAAUGCAGUCCAAACACGAAUGGA